GGCGGUGAAUAUAAAUAGCAUUAUCGUUGACGCUGGUACAUCAAAAAUCAACAAAACGAUAACUGAGAAAUCUUACCGCUAUGCUGAAAUCAUCUUUUACAAUCGUCGUAUGUUUUCUGCACGCGUUCUCCAUCUCAGAUGCGAACGCAUUUCUUACACGGCGCCGGAGUGUGCUGGGGGACAUUGAGGGGGCGAUCGAAGGGGAAAAUGUAUUCGACUGUGUGUCAGGAGUAAUCACUGCUCUGACUGAGAGUGACUCAUACAAAAGCUUCACAGGUGACAGUUACUGUGAUAGUGCCGUUUACGGGAUAGUCGUGGCUGGUAUGGAGAUGGCAGCCGAGUCGGACGGCAGUGCACUCGAAUCAACUGAAUGUGCCACCACAAUGGGGAUAUGCUGUGCUGCAGACGCCGGGGAUGACGUUUUGACCACUCAAGUCUGUCAGAUGUUGUUGAGUGUUUAGUUCCAUUCCGAGCAGGCGUGAGUUUGUGAGCAUGGUUGAAAGACAUAUCGACAAUAUAGUAUUAGGAACUUUUUUUAGAUUGACAAUGAAAUAGUAAAUACCAAUAUUAU
Messenger RNA from Sphaeroforma arctica JP610, 571 nucleotides. RefSeq lists its product as hypothetical. The coding region runs from base 81 to 461 and encodes 126 amino acids. The record is from RefSeq and is a predicted model, not a curated record. The transcript has a single exon. NCBI's taxonomy places the organism in Eukaryota, Ichthyosporea, Ichthyophonida.